CGCGCGUGGAUUUGAAUGGAAGGCCAAAGGCGGUGGUAACUUUGGUUCACACUCCCAAGGACAAAUCUGUCUUUCUAAACCACCGUAUAAGUACCGUAGUUGGCAGUUGGCACAUAAUGUAUUUCGUGGGUAAAAUAGCAUUUUCCUUUUAAAAUAGAUUAGCUGACGUUGUUGUGAUAUCCCUGAAACAUAAAACCCUACUCUAUCUCCAUCACUCCACUCCGUGGGAGCGGUUAUGGGAGCGUAGUGUUGUUUAGUGGCAUUAGAAGGCGGAGGACAAAGAAAAAGGCUUUUUGUUUUUGCGGUGUCAAGUUUCAGGUACAUGGAGUCGGAGGAAUCCCGGUCCCAGUUACCGGGAGACGAAGCAACAGCGGUUGAGGGAACCGCUGAGCAACUGGUGGCGAGGGCCAUAGCUCCCAUCAAGAAGGAAUUCCUUCGCCCACCACCUGUUCGCUCUUCCUCCGCAGACAACGAAGCCGCUGCCGCCGCCGCCGCCACCAAUGAUAAUAAGAACCCUGCUCAUCCUGGUUCGGGUCUUCUAAAGGACAAGAAGUCCAAGCGCCAGCUCAAGCGUGAACGCCGUCAGGAGCAAAAGUCGGCACGAAACCUCUGCCCGGAAGUUGCAAAGACCGGUGAUGUUACUUCAUGUCCUUAUAAAGACAAAUGCCGCUUCAGCCAUGAUAUUGAAGCCUUCAAGGCCCAGAAACCAGCUGAUCUAGAAGGACAAUGUCCUUUUGUUAAGUCUGGAGGGCCUUGCCCUUAUGGGUUAGCAUGUAGAUUUUCAAGUACCCAUGAAGAUGGUGUUCCUUCUUCUACUGGCCAUCUCAACGGUCUUAAGAACCCUUCUGAGGUUAAUGGAUUGAGCAAAGAUGUUCAGAAGCUUCUGUGGAAAAAUAAGAUGAGGUUCUCCAAGGCUGAUGCCAAACUCAAAAGUCUUGGCCUCUUGGGCCCCAAGUCAAAAAUGAAGAACUUGGAAAAUAAAGAUGGUGAAAAUGGCGGUUCAAAUAAGUGUAGCCUUUCUGAUGACAAUGGGUGUUGUGAAGUAGCCUCUGACUUGGGUCCUAAGUUGGAAGAAGCUAUAAAGGAUGAUGAUGCUGAUGCAAAAUAUGAAACCGAUGAACUUUGUCCACAGAAAAGAAGAAAAACUGGAGUAAAUUGUGAUCCUAGUGAGAUAGAAAAAGGUGUGAAUGUUACUGAAGAAAUUGAAAGAGGCAGCAUAAAUACUGAACCAGAAGCAGGAUGUGAUACUUUAACCAUAAAAACUGAUCUAAGUCUGAAGUUACAUCCACGUGAAAAGAAGCUUAUUGAUUUUAGGGACAAAUUGUAUCUUGCACCCUUGACCACAGUUGGAAACCUCCCUUUUAGGAGGGUUUGCAAAGUAUUAGGAGCUGAUGUAACAUGUGGUGAGAUGGCAAUGUGCACAAAUCUUUUGCAGGGUCAAGCUUCUGAAUGGGCAUUGCUGAGACGUCAUUCAUCUGAAGAUUUAUUUGGUGUACAAAUCUGUGGUGCAUAUCCAGAUACUGUGGCUCGCACUGUUGAACUAAUAGAACAAGAAUGUACCAUAGAUUUUAUUGAUAUAAAUAUGGGUUGCCCUAUUGACAUUGUUGUGAAUAAGGGUGCUGGAUCAGCUCUUCUGACAAAACCAAUGCGGAUGAAAAAUAUUGUUGAAGUAGCUUCAAGCACAGUGGACAAACCAAUAACUAUCAAGGUACGGACUGCUUAUUUUGAAGGAAAGAAUCGCAUUGAUUCUCUCAUUGCAGACAUGGGCUCUUGGGGAGCUGGCUCAGUAACAAUACAUGGAAGGUCACGUCAACAACGCUAUAGCAAGCUUGCUGAUUGGGAUUACAUAUACCAGUGUGGAAGGAAGGCCCCUAAGACAUUGCCAGUAGUGGGGAAUGGGGAUGUUUUUUCGUUUGUAGACUGGAAUAACCACAGAACUGCAUGUCCUGAACUUGCUACCUGCAUGGUUGCUCGUGGUGCUCUGAUUAAACCUUGGAUAUUUACUGAGAUCAGGGAACAGAGACAUUGGGACAUCAGUUCUGGUGAGCGACUAAAUAUUCUCAAAGAGUUUGUGCAUUUUGGCCUUGAACACUGGGGAUCUGACACAAAAGGAGUGGAGACAACGAGGAGGUUCUUGUUGGAAUGGCUUAGCUACACUUGUAGGUACGUACCUGUUGGUCUUCUGGAAGUGAUUCCACAACGAAUAAACUGGCGUCCACCUUCUUACUAUGGGCGAGACGAGCUUGAGACGCUGAUGGCCUCAGACUCGGCAGCUGACUGGAUACGCAUAUCAGAGAUGCUACUAGGCAAGGUUCCGGAUGGCUUUACAUUUGCUCCAAAGCAUAAAUCAAAUGCUUACGAUAGAGCCGAAAAUGGCUGACCCUGCAGUUUUCUUUUCAAUGCUGGUUCUGAUGAGAAGCAACUGCUGACUCAUGAACAUGCCUUGACAAUGGCCAAUGCUGUAGAGAGUUGAACUACACUAUAGACUAUAGAGAGCAAUUUAUGUUCUUUGAUUUGGGGAGUAUUUCAUCGUUGACCAUGACCUUUAGUUUUCAACGCAUAUAGCACCAAGUGAAAUUGAAUAACAAUUGGCAUUUGAAGUGUAAGCAAUAAUUGUUUUACAUUGCAUCACCCGUCCCUUGCCUUACACAGUUACAUGCUCGGGUCAACUUGCACAUUUAGGC
Molecule: messenger RNA, 2684 nt
Organism: Arachis ipaensis
Lineage: Eukaryota; Viridiplantae; Streptophyta; Magnoliopsida; Fabales; Fabaceae
Product: FMN-linked oxidoreductases superfamily protein
Biological process (GO): tRNA processing
Molecular function (GO): flavin adenine dinucleotide binding; RNA binding; tRNA dihydrouridine synthase activity
Source: RefSeq, a predicted model, not a curated record